UUUCCUUUGUUCUAUUAGCUACAUUAUCUGAGCACCAGGCGUGCCAUAACUGUCUACCCCGGCGGGCACUCUCACAAACCAACGACACUACCCGAUCUAGACGAAAUCUACUCGUGUAGAAGCUCUUCUCAUCGUCCUUGGCAUCAAAAAUCAAACAUUAUAUACCACUAUCCAACAUCAUCACCAACUUUCAGCAACAGCAUCUAGUCAUGAAGCGCUCUUCUUCUAGUGCCUCUGCUCCGUCGGCACUCAACAUCAGCACCACCGGGCCCGUCACAAGCCCUAUUACCUCGCCCAUGUCUCUUGAUAGCUACCACGAAAUGAGGUACUCUUUCGAGUCUGAGACAACAGUGGCUCCCGUCAACAGCAGAAAGGAUUCGGGGAACAUGGCAAACUCUGCGGACCCAUCAAGGCCGCUACGGACAACCAAGUCUCACAACAAGCACGUCAACGCACACAGCUACUGUGGACGACAUUCGACCGAGUUUCUGUUUGGAGGCCGCUCCAUCAGGAACCUCUUCAGCAACCUUAAGCAUCGAAGGGACUCGCGCGAGUGAUCACCCAUUGCUCAUUGUUCUAGAGAGGAUCAAAGUAGGUGAAAGAACUCACCUCGGCUACGGGUUCGUCCGUCUGCACUGGCUGGAACAGGU
This is a messenger RNA of Neurospora hispaniola, 650 nucleotides long. RefSeq lists its product as uncharacterized. The coding region runs from base 210 to 557 and encodes 115 amino acids. The record is from RefSeq and is a predicted model, not a curated record. Lineage: Eukaryota; Fungi; Ascomycota; Sordariomycetes; Sordariales; Sordariaceae. The transcript is spliced from 2 exons.